Molecule: messenger RNA, 2917 nt
Organism: Mesoplodon densirostris (Blainville's beaked whale)
Lineage: Eukaryota; Metazoa; Chordata; Mammalia; Artiodactyla; Ziphiidae
Gene: TMEM214
Product: transmembrane protein 214
Exons: 17
Coding region: 34-2097 (687 amino acids)
Cellular component (GO): Golgi apparatus; endoplasmic reticulum
Source: RefSeq, a predicted model, not a curated record
CAGGGAGGUGUCCGUGGCGGGAGGGUUGCAGCCAUGUCGGCCAGGACGGCUGGUGGGGGGCGCUGGGAGGUGGUGAAGAAGGGGCGGCGGCCUGGGGCCGGCGGCAGUGGUAAAGGCGGCGGAGGGGACCGCCGGGCGCUCGGGGAGGCGAACGGAGUGUGGAAGUACGACCUGACCCCUCCAAUCCAGACGACAAGCACCCUGUAUGAGCGGGGCUUUGAGAAAAUCAUGAAGCGGCAGAAUAAGGAGCAGGUUCCACCCCCUGCUGUGGAGCCUAAGAAACCGGGGAACAAGAAGCAGACUAAGAAGGUGGCCACGCUCACCAACCAGAACCAGAAGCAGGGCCGCUUUCGCAGCCUGGAGGAGGCACUGAAAGCUCUGGACCUGGCAGCUCUGCAGAAGGAACUGGACAAGAGCCAAAGCGUGUUCUCUGGGAACCCAUCUGUGUGGUUGAAGGACCUGGCCAGCUAUCUCAACUACAAGCUCCAAGUACCUCCAAGUGAACCCACAUUAAGCCAGCAUACUCACGAUUAUCCCUACAGCCUGGUGAGCCGGGAGCUGCGUGGGAUCAUCCGAGGGCUACUGGCGAGGGCAGCGGAGUCUGUGGAGCUCUUUUUUGACCACUGUCUAUUCACCAUGCUACAAGAGCUGGAUAAGACGCCAGGGGAGUCACUACACGGUUACCGCAUCUGUAUCCAGGCCAUUCUGCAGGACAAGCCCAAGAUCGCCACCAUGAACCUGGGCAAGUUCCUGGAACUGCUGAGGUCCCACCAGAGCCGACCAGCAAAGUGUCUGACCAUCAUGUGGGCCCUGGGUCAAGCAGGUUUUGCCAAUCUCACCGAGGGACUGAGAGUGUGGCUGGGGAUCAUGCUGCCUGUGCUGGGCAUCAAGUCUCUGUCUCCAUUCGCCAUUGCAUACCUGGAUCGGCUGCUCCUGAUGCACCCCAACCUCACCAAGGGCUUUGGCAUGAUUGGCCCCAAGGACUUAUUCCCACUUCUGGACUUUGCCUAUAUGCCCAACAACUCCCUGACUCCCAGCCUGCAGGAGCAGCUGUGUCAGCUUUACCCACGACUGAAGGUGCUGGCAUUUGGGGCGAAGCCGGAAUCCACCCUGCACACCUACUUCCCCUCCUUCCUGUCCAGAGCCACCCCUGGCUGCCCUCCGGAGAUGAAGAAAGAGCUCCUGAGCAGCCUGACCGAGUGCCUGACGGUGGACCCCUUCAGCACCAGCGUCUGGAGGCAGCUGUAUCCCAAGCACCUGUCACAGUCCAGCCUGCUGCUGGAGCACUUGCUCAGGUCCUGGGAGCGGAUUCCCAAGAAGACACAGAAGUCUUUGCAAGAAACCAUUCAGUCCUUCAAGCUCACCAACCAGGACCUGCUAGGGAAGAGCAGCUGCAGAAACCAGGAUGUCAUCACCUGUGACGCGGCCUGCAAGAGUCUGCUGCAGCAGGCACGGGGCCUCUGGCUGCCCUGGACGCGGCUGCUCCUGUUGGUGCUGGUCUUUGCCGUAGGUUUCCUGUGCCAUGACUUGCGGUCACACAGCUCUUUCCAGGCCUCCUUUUCUGGCCGGUUGCUUCAUUCAUCCGGUGUCUUGCCUGCUGGCCAACAAGCAUGUACCAAGAUCUACUCCUACAGCCUGCAAGGCUACAGCUGGCUGGAGGAGACAUUGCCGGCCUGGGGUUCCCACUUGCUGGCCAUGGUGAGGCCCAGCUUGCAGCUGGCCUGGGCCCACACCAGUGCCACAGUCAGCUUCCUUUCUGCCCACUGUGCCUCCCACCUUGCCUGGUUCGGUGACAGCCUCACCAGCCUCUCCCAGAGGCUACAGAUCCAGCUCCCUGAUGCCCUGAACCAGCUGCUCCAUUCUCUGAGGGAGCUGCUCCUGUUUCUUUACCAGAACAUCCUGCUGCCCACGUGGCACAUGCUGCUUGAGGCCCUGGCCCGCGUCCAGGAGCACUGCCAUGAGGCUUGCAGAGGUGGGGUGACCUGGGACUGCGUGAAGACACAGCUCAGUGAGGCUGCCCACCAGACCUGGCUCUGCCUACAGGACACCACAGUGGCCUUCUUGGACUGGGCACUUGCCAUGAUAUCCCAGAAGUAGGCCCUGCCUCCCUGGCUGCUGGGUUCUGUCUGGAGCAGACCAUCUGAGACUGCUGGCGGGGAGAGGGUGGCAGUUCUGCAUGGGAGUCUUUGUUACAUGGUGCCUGAGUUCUGUCUCCUAGGCAAAUGGUUGGCUGCCUCUGCCUCAGUUCUUCCACUUUGGCAGCAGCUGAGCCCAGGGGUAUCUCAGCCUCCUACCCACGAUUCCACUGAGCACUGCUCUACCCGAUUGCACACAGCUCCCAGCCUCUGUCCUUGGGCUGGUAAGCCUCUCUCGCCUCCUCUCUUGUCUCCUGCUCUCCACUUCCUUCUCUCUCAUUCCUGAAACCUCAAACAGCUCAUCUCCAAAAAGGUGGGACUCCAGCAAGUGGUUUCUGCCUUCUUCUGACAAAUGAUUCCUGCUCCCAGACUUCAGCCGCAGCAGAAAAAAGAAAGGGACCUCCAGAAGGAUCCAGAAGAAUAUAGCACCUCAGUGGGUGGCAGCAGCUUCGCCUGUACCCACACCCUGGGUGUGGCUGUCAGUGGACAUGGAGGCCUGGGUGGAAAGGCCUCUCACCUCAAAAUGCUCAACUUAGCUCCUUCAAGGCCCCUCACUGGCCCUUCCAUUGUGGUCCUACUUCCUCACUCUCCAUUCCCCUUCAGUGCUGGGGGAUCUCUGCCUCAGUGUUCAGCCUUUCUCUGCUGCCCACCCCUACCAUCUGUCUGGAGAGCAGAGCCCAGGUAAUCAUGUGCCUUGGGCCCAGGGAACCUUCCAGCAGUCUGAUGAGACAGGAUGUGGCCCAUGGGUGGAAUACGCGGUGGAAUAAAGGACACAGGUUUGA